Molecule: messenger RNA, 1480 nt
Organism: Bactrocera oleae (olive fruit fly)
Lineage: Eukaryota; Metazoa; Arthropoda; Insecta; Diptera; Tephritidae
Source: RefSeq, a predicted model, not a curated record
GUAGUAUGCGCUGAUUUAUCGAACGGAUUGGACGACGGCUGAGAAAAGGCAAUAGAAAAUUCGCCGAAAGCAUAGAAACAUAUGUACGUGUUUGUGUGUUUGUGUGUUAUACAAUUGAAGAGCAUAAAUGGGUGAAGUUCACAGUGGUCAUAAGCAAAAACAUGCAGAAUUAAUUAAAAAUGCUGUAAAUAGUGUAACAACAACAACCACCUGGAAGAAGCAUAGCCGAAAUUAGUUCAAAGUCAAUUUGUGGUUUGUUUCGAACGAUAAUUGAAAAACAAAAAAAUAAAAUUACAAAAAAACAAACUUCAAAAUCAAACACAAAAAGAGAGCGAAAACUCACUCAAAAAGUAAAAGUUCUCAAACAACAAACCAAAAUACAGCACAACGACCACCAACGAAAAUGAGUCAAUCGUGUCUGCCAGUCAAUGCCAAAAUGUCGAAGGCGAAGAAAGUGUUGGAUGAAGCGCGUGAAACGCAGAAUCGUGAGCUCGAUUUGGUCGACAAGGGCAUUAGCUCCUUCGAGGAGCUACCGGGAUUGUUCAACAUGUCCUACAUUACGCGUCUCACACUAAGCCACAACAAGAUCACCAUGAUAAGUCCGGGUAUUGCCAACCUCCUCAACUUGGAGAUAUUGAAUUUAUCUAAUAACGGUUUACGCGAGCUACCCGUAUCGCUAUCGUCAAUGCCGAAAUUGCGCAUACUAAAUGUUUCGCUGAAUCGUCUCGACAGCCUGCCACGCGGUUUUGGCGCUUUCCCCGUGCUAGAGGUAUUGGACCUCUCUUACAACAAUCUCAAUGAAAAUGUGUUGCCGGGUAAUUUCUUUAUGAUCGAAACACUUCGUGCACUCUACUUGGGUGACAACGAUUUCGAGCACAUUCCCAGGGAGUUGGGCAAUUUGAAGAACCUGCAAAUACUCGGCUUACGCGACAAUGAUCUGCUCGAUUUGCCGCGUGAAAUUGGCGAACUGACGCGUCUGCGCGAAUUGCAUAUUCAAAAUAACCGUCUGCAGGUGCUGCCACCCGAAGUGGGUAAUCUCGAUUUAUUGGGCAGCAAGUCGGUCAUGAAGAUGGAGGAGAAUCCGUGGGUGGUGCCCAUACAGGAGCAAUAUCUGCUCGGCAUUAGUCACGUCAUCGAAUACAUAAAAACGGAAACAUACAAAAUUCUCUACAAUCGGCACAUAAAGAGCGAUCGUGGCCCACCACCACCAAAGGCCGAUAAGAGCAAGAAGGCGUCACGUGUACGCGCCUAAGCUGACUCAGUCGAGUUAUCGCUGCAAAAAUUUCGAAUUUGCCAGACCGUUGUGCCUUUAUGUGGAAAACAGAAUGUUUAAAACUAAUGUUUUUCAAAUGUAUUAACCAUAAAUGUUUUAUUAUAUUAUAUUUUCUGCGUAUACCAAUGUGCAUUCGCAUAUAUGUAUACUGACAUAAUUUUGUACUAAUAAUCUUAAGUAAAUGUUAAAUUAUUUCAAAACCGUUAA